UAUGCUUCUAAUUUACUUGGAUAUUUCUCAAAACAGUUUUCUUUACGGAAGCCUGGUAGUGACACGUUAUGUAGCCAUGGUAGUACCUCUGAUUUGGCUGCGUCUGUUGACAUACAUAGUAUGUCGGUCGUAAUUUUUUAAAGGUGGCGCUAUUUGUUUAUUCCACUAAGGGACUAACAAGAGGAUUAUUCCAUAAAAUAUAAUAAUAAUUUUAGUCCAAACUUAAAAAUUAAAUGUAAUAAGAAAUUCACUCAACCCUAUGAAAAAGCUAUUUAUUCAAGCUCUUUUAAUACAUAAAAUAAUCAGAAAGAAAUCUAAACAUUUGUAUACAUUUGUUACUGUCAAUAAAUUUGUAAACCAUGUCUAGAGAAUCAUUGAUAACAAAAUAUUUCAAGGAAGGUUUCACAUAUAAUGAGAUAGUAAAUUUUUUAUUUAAGUAUCACAAUAUUUCAAUUUCUCGUCGACACCUCAUUCGAAUUCUUCAAAAGCUUGGACUGAAGCGUAAGGGAAUCGUUGAAGAUUCUUUAGAAUCUAUCUGCAGGGCAGUGAUUGAUGAAAUUUUUAGUGGUGGCUCUUGUAUUGGCUACAAAAGAAUGUGGCAACGUUUAAGGCUAAUUUAUGGCUUAAAAGUAAAAAGGAGUACGGUUGAUAAAAUUUUGCAUCUAGCCGAUCCAAAUGCAAUUGAAGAGAGAUCUCGUCGACGCUUGAUACGGCGUAAGUACCCAGUUCCAGGGCCUAAUUUCCUAUGGCAUAUUGAUGGUUAUGAUAAAUUAAAGCCCUUUGGCUUUGCCAUUCACGGAUGCAUCGAUGGAUUUUCCAGAAAAAUUUUAUGGUUGGACGUUGCAACAUCUAACAAUAAACCGGAAAUUAUUGCGUAUUAUUAUUUAACAACGGUACAGAAAUUGAAACUGGUUCCAACUUUGAUACGGUCAGAUUAUGGAACCGAGAAUUGUCUAGUUGAAGCCCUUCAACAAAGUCUACGAUUUUACCAUGAUGAUAGUCUAUCAGCUUGGAAAAGCUUCAUCAAAGGGAAAAGCACGUCUAAUCAGCGGAUAGAGAGUUAUUGGUCUCAGCUUAGGCGUCAUGGUUUAGAUUUUUGGAUUAAUUUAUUUAAAGACUUACGUGAGAGAGGUCUUUACAACGAUUCAUCUAUGAUACAUGUCGAGUGUUUACGAUUUUGCUUUGGGCACUUAAUUAGAGCUGAAUUAGAAACAAUUCGCCACGAGUGGAAUCGGCAUAGAAUAAGAAAACAAAAAAAUCGUCAUAUAGCUCCGGGGAAACCAAAUUGUUUAUAUUACCUUCCUGAAGUUAUUGGGGCCAAAGAUUACAUGAAACCAGUCAAUGAGCAUGCAAUUGAUAUUCUGAAACAAGACUACACUUUGAAGCCUAAACUAUACAAUGAAAUUUUUUGUCAAUUAGUUAAAGUAUUGAUACCUGAUAUACAAGUACCUCUGAAUGUUGAAGAAAGUGUUGAACUUUAUUUACAAAUUUUAAAUUUAUUAAAAGUUUAUACAUAGUUCAUCAGAUUAAUCAGAAAAUAAUGUUUAUAAGUAAU
Molecule: messenger RNA, 1555 nt
Organism: Cotesia glomerata
Lineage: Eukaryota; Metazoa; Arthropoda; Insecta; Hymenoptera; Braconidae
Exons: 2
Coding region: 360-1517 (385 amino acids)
Source: RefSeq, a predicted model, not a curated record